Messenger RNA from Leptomonas pyrrhocoris, 374 nucleotides. RefSeq lists its product as hypothetical. Lineage: Eukaryota; Euglenozoa; Kinetoplastea; Trypanosomatida; Trypanosomatidae. The coding region runs from base 66 to 374 and encodes 102 amino acids. The record is from RefSeq and is a predicted model, not a curated record. The transcript has a single exon.
GCAGCGAUUUCGACGCGCACGAGAAAAUUAUUUAAUUCACGCUGUGCAACACCACCAUUUUUAUCAUGGGUCUCAAGCGUCUUGCAAAGCAGGCAAAGAUCACGAGCAAGCAGAUGCUCUUCCUGCCGCGGCGUGAGCCAUACAAGCCCGUCACGUGCGACCGAGUGAUGAUUGAAAACCGUCGGCGCCUCGAGGAGUUUGAGGCGAAGAAUGCUGAAGGAGUUGUUUUCGUGCCGGACACGGCGCUGCCGCCGUGGCAGCGGUCCGUCGCGACCAACUUGAAGAAGCAAGCGACCCAGAUGAACUUCCGUGGGUUUCGCGUGCGCGUGGCGGACCGGCAGGACGAGCCAGGUUUUCCCACACAUUUCCGCUGA